GCAAAAGUGGCAAGAGCAAACAAAGCACGAGCAGAAGCGGUGGCAGCAGCUGUUAGUUCGAGUACUCACUAAGCGCUUGAUCGCAUUUGCCGGUGGUCUACACUUUAUUUACUUCACAACGCGCAAUCAGUCGCAUUUUGUUGCCGAAAUCGAAAAGUUGUGCGAACAAUCUAGUUGAGCUAUAUAAACGAUAAGAGCAUGGAAAUUUUGCCAUGAACAUGGCGCGUGUAAGGUGUAGUGAAGCGGGUGGCAAAUGGAAAGAGUAUGAGUUAAAGGAAAAAGUGUAUUCUGGUUAUACUCCAUAUCAAUGAAAAAGUGAACUUAAGAAAGAAUAAGAAUAAGCGAAAAUCCAAACCAAACAAAGUGCUGUGAAGUGUUUUGAGUAAAUCUGAGCGCAAGUGAUUUGAAACUGUUGCAACAAUUUUGAGAGUUAGCUGAAUUUCGUUUUUUGUUUGGCUUUUAUAAAGUGAAAAAGAAGCGCACACAUACAAAAUGAGUAAAAAAAUGUGGAAUAAAAUUUUCAAAUCGUCCAAAACGACGAAAAAUUCCAAAUUAUCCGCAGCGACUGUGGUCAAAGCGAACAAGCGCUGCAGCAUUUACGACGAAUAUCAGCAGCUGACGGGCCCAGCUGGGCAAGCGGAAGCCGCAAAGAAGCCAAAAAAGCUGACAAAAGGCAAGGAGCGUGAAGCUAAGCAGCCGCAGGAAGAGGAGCAGCAAUGGGAGCAGAGAAAAAUGUUGCCGCAACAUGAGGCGUGCGCAGCUGAAGCGGAUGUUGCAAGCGGUAAUCGGGCAACAACAACAAAUAUGGCGGAAUUUAGCGCAUCAGCAGAAACGGCAAACGAUGGCCAGACUAGCGCGAACGAUUACAAAAUAGUGCAAGCGCUUGCGAGCCGUCAGCCUGAGCAGACAUUACCAUCGCUAGCAGGCAGCCGCGAAGCAGAAGCGACAGGUGCCAACGACCAGCUAAUUGGCAAUAAAAAUAACUGCAACUCGGACGGCAGUGGUGCGCUCGCCAAACAGCAGUCCACAUUUGCCAAAGUGGUUAGCAGUUUUUCGCUUAAGCGCAGUCACAAUGCGAGUGCGCAAAAACAACAACAACAAAAGCAGCAGCAACAACAACAAACAACGCUUAGCCAAAAGGGAAACGGAAAUGUCAAUGCUGCGGGCAAAUUGCCAAAGAGUGAGUUUUUUCAGCAUGAUACGCCUACUAACCAGCAAGAACAACAACAAAAGCAGUCGCAGCAGCAACAGUGUAGCAGUCAUGCGUUGCAAAGGCGGCGGUGGCCGCCGCAACAACAACAGCAUGAAGAAGAAGGAGGCGUAGCAGGCGAAAAAGAGGACAAAGCAGCAGCAACGAAUAUAAAAGAGCAGCAACAACAACAACAACAAGAGCGCCGCUCAUCACAAGUACUGAUUGUUAUUAAACAAAUUGUGACAAUGGCUAUGCCAAAAAUGGUGUCUGCAACAACAGCAACAACAAUAGCGCCAUCGAUUGUUGCGCACAACAGCUGCAUUACAGCUGCUGUCACUGAACCUCCACAAUGUGUCCUCAAUGGCGAUGGUGUUGGCCAUGACAGCAUCGCCCCGACCGUCGCCACCGCCGCCAAGCGAAUGCAUUCAAGUGCAACGCAUGACAAUGUUUCCAUUUUAGCAGCCGCUAGUACUGCUGCAACAACAACAGCUACUACCAUUACUACUACUACUACUACUACUUUUACUACUACCAAUUCUACUAACACGCGCAUGCCGCCCGACGCUGUGCAUUUUGAAAAAAAUAACAGCAACACAAUUGCGAACUCGGCGGAUCCCUAUCUGGAUGCACCCUCCGAAUUGGCGCCGUGCCCCGUCUGUCGGCGCACCUUCAAUCCGGUUACGCUGCAGAAACAUGUGGGCAUCUGCGAAAAAAUGGCGGCCAAGAAGCGCAAUAUCUUCGAUUCCUCACGACAGCGACGCGAAGGCACCGAACUGGCUAGCUAUCCGCUGCCGAAAAAUUUCGGCUUGCCAGCGGCAAAACAGGAGCCGCGCGGACAAUCACCGAAGCCGCUGCAGCACAUUGCCUCCCCCAUACUGACGCGUAAGAAGUCGAGCGGCGGUGAGGAUUUGGUGCGCAGCACAGCGCGCGCCUCCAUGCGGAAAUUGGCAGCAAGCGUCGGCACUGCAAACAGACAGUCGCCCAGCGCUCACAGUGCAGCAGCAACAAACGCCGGUGGUGGCGCCUCUAAUCACACUACACCCAACAGUCAAAUGAUCGCAUCGACAUCGUCGACCACAUCGCUUCCCGGCGCUGGCAGCUUUACACGCGAUCGCAUGCGCUCGUCCGACCGUUCACUGGCCAAGCGCAUACAGCCACCGCCGGCCGAACAGUGUCCACAUUGUGAGCGCUGUUUUGGCCCGAAGGCCUACGAUCGCCAUGUGGAGUGGUGCAAGGAGAAGGCGCUGCAGGCGUCUAUCAAACAUACGACAAAAGGCGAACAAAACUUGGCCAAAGAGCGACUGGAGGCGCGCACCAAAUACCGGGCGCCAUGUCUCAAAACAAAGCGUUCGAUUAAUCGUGACAAAUACGCGGGCUUGGCUGGCGAUGAGUACGAAAUCGGCGAUAGUCUAAAAACCGGAUACGGCAGCCAUAACAACAGUAGCAGCAACAAUAACACAAACAACAAUACAAUACAAAACUGUGAAGGUAGCAACGAUAACAACAGCAACAACAAUAAUAACAGCAGCGGCAACAAUAACGCUAACGGCAUUAUGUCGCUAUCGAUGACAUCUUCGGUAACCAGUGAAAGCGGUCUGCCGUCCGACAAAUACGAUCCUUUCCUCUCGGCUAAGCGUCAACUGGAGGAGCUUUGCUCAUCCUCUCCACCAAAUAAUCCCUCCUUUUCCUCAAAUCUCCCGAAAACUUCCACACAAACUCCUUCGGCACCAGCUGGUUUGCCCGCUAAAAUGUCCACUUCACUCACACUCAGCACUUUCACGCCCAACUCUAGUCCAUUGACGACCAACUCACAGAACCAACGCACGCCGACGAUACCUUCUGCGACUACUAACAAAACGCCAUCGAACUUUCGACGUACAUCUUCACUGCGCGGUCCGCGUCGUUCGCCGAUGCUUUCAUCACGCCCACUGUUCGCCCAAAAUCAUCGUCCUACCAUACAACGUGGUCUCUCUGAUGAAGGUCCAAUCUCUACGAAUUUUCUUAAACCGGAGGAAUACGAUGAGAUGCCUGUACGUUCGGUGUGCGUGAACGAUUAUGCGGUGACGAAGAGUCCACGGGUCGCACGUCGCGAUAAUAGCCUCUCGAAUCGCAAACAAAGUCUCAAACUCAAUGUUCAAGGCGCGGCGACAUCAGCAACCCCAGCGAAUUCUAAUACGAAUACGCCCAAUUGUACGACUAUGUUGGGCGUAAACAGCUCCGAUGAACUAAUGCACUCGGCUGCCAAAUAUCUCUCGAAAACCGACUCACUAGCAGCUUUCCUCAAGUACGAAAAAGAAUUGGAGAAACUCAAUGCACAGGCGACGCUAGAUUCCGCUAACGCUAACGCAAGCGCCAAUAAGCCAACAGUCGAGCAAAGCGCGUCCAACUCGCCAGCCGUGAAUCUCCACAAUCCCGUCAUAACUAAGGAAUUCAAAGAGAAAAGCAACACUCUAAGCAAGCAAAACUCUGCUAAGAGCAUCAAGGCAGAAGAUAUCGAACCUCCGGCACCAACUACAGGCGAUGUGGAGCAGAAUCAAUCCCGCCAACACCUGCCAACUCCAGUGGCAAACACACCAUCUACGCCUGAAGUUUGCCGAUAUGAAAAGGAGUAUCCCAACUCGCAAAAGACACAGCCUCUCCGAUUGGAGCGCAUAACAUUGCCUCAGGCCAGCUCGACGCCGAUAACAAAAAAGCAGGAUACAAGGGCUUCUGUACAGGCCACGCCUACACAGUUGCCCAUUGUGAACCAACCAGUUAACUUGAAUGCGCUCCUUAGCGAAUCCACCAAGCCUCCACUAUCUAUAUCACUUAGCGCCUUCAGCAAUGAUACUAAGAACGCUUCGGGAAGUGAAUACAUUGAUCCUAAAUUAAUUAAUAAAUGUGAUAACCUGCCUGUUAAUCUGAACUCUGUGCGCACACUAAAAUCCAUUGGCGAUGGCAAUGCAGAACGACGGCUGGACUUCUCUUCCUCCUCAUCGGAGUGCUCUGCGCCACAGACCGGCCCGAUAUCGCAACUAACCAAGCUGCUACCACUCACAAAAUCAGCUGAAGUAAAAGAUUUAUCGACACAAACAACAGCUGCGAUGACUACUGCCAGCCAGGCUAUGGACAUUCCCACUCGCCCGUCGACUGCUGACGAAGCACAACCAAAUGCGCAUCCGACGCUUAGUCAACGCAGCUCAGCUGAGGGUAGGAAUUUAUUGAAUCGUAAGAAGCGCCUCGGACGCAAUCACUUCCUCUACGAUGCCUCGCCCGAGGCAGAUGAUUCCUGUUCAGCUGACGAUGAAGCCAAUCGUUCAUCGGUUGAGUAUUAUGAAUCCAAGUAUCGUUCGUCGUAUCAGCAGCAGCAGCAACAGGAACCGCAAACGUGUUUCGUGAACGCGCGCGGGCAAUCUGCACCACUAAAGACGCCUCCCAACGUACCGCCUUUACCAAUCUUCGACGACUUUGACUUUGAGGAAUUUCUCUCGUCAUUCGAGAAUGACGAUGAGCAAUUUCCUCUCUUUAAGGACUGUAGAGAGUUUCUCUUGAAUCGCACGUCGAAUAAACAACGUUCGACGGUGACGCCGAAUUCAAUGUAUACACAGAAUAACAACAAUAACAAUACCAACCACUCUCAAAAUCAUGCAGCACAAACAACAGACUACAACAACAGCAAUAACCACUUUCAAUUUCCAAAUCUCGCCUCAUCCAACAAACACAGCCACCCCACGCUCCUACUAACUCCUUCUUCCCACAGAUCCUGUGACGAAUCACGCCCAAAGAGCAAACAACCCUCACCCACAUCUGACAGAUACGAAGAUCUAAGCCGCGUUACUGCGCAGAACGCCGUCUAUGGCGACAGUGUGAUCAACAAGCGACACUCCGAUUCAGAGCACAAGAAACGCGAGAUCUUCAUCAGCAUCGAGACGGAGCCGAACGAACAUGGUCGCUCACCCAUUUCACCAGACUCGCUGCGCAACAUGGUCGGUAAUCCACAAACUAUGGUCGAGGUUGAAGUCGAUGGCUGCGAUAAUAAGUUUAGCAAAAUUAGCGAUGAUGAUGAGCAGUUAAAAGGUCACGUCGAAGAUAUGAUGUUGCGCUGCACUCCUUUCAACAGGGGUAAUCACUUGCCCAACGUGCAGCUGAACAAUGCCAAGAAUUUAAUACAGCGCAUGCAAGAUGACUUUCGACAAAUGAGCGAAGAAGUGGGCGCCAAUAUACGCCAAGCAAUGACCGGUCUCAAUUCAGUCAAUUCAGCAGCUGGCAAUGCCGCAAUGCUGUAUGGCGGGAAUAAUAUGGCCAUGGGUGCUGGCUUGGGAGGACGUGGUGGUACGUAUGUGCCGCGCAAUAGCAAUGCAUCGCCACCGUCUCCACGACCGCCACCAACGGCAUCAACAACAGUGAAAGCAACAGCGCCAAUGUAUGCGGUUUCUGAAGAUGCAAGCGGUGAUGCAUGCGGCGACUCGGACGACAUGAGCAGCCUAGAUGGGUAUCCAAUAUCAUCAAAGUCGUCACGACGCGGUGUCGGCUCGAAGUUGAGCGCCGACUCUGCGUACGGGAGCCUCUCACGGCAGAGAUCCUCGGAGCUUUCGGUCACACCGCAACGCAGUGCAACGCGCAGUCGCCCCUCCACCAGCGCGUCGACCGCUACAAACACUACUCAUCUACCCAGCACAAUGCACGCCGAUGAGACUGCGCAGCGUCAACAUAAGCUACAGCAACAACAAUACCACUACCAACAACAGCAGCAGCCGCAGCAACAACAACAACUGCCACAACAAACGACACAAUUAUACAAAUACGCGCCAUUGAAGACGCGUCCGCGCCGCAUAAGCGGCUCAUCCAGCAGUGAUAACUCUGAUGAGGUGAAUUGCAACAUCAAAUAUAAGCAACAAUUGCAGCAACAACAACAACAACAGCAGCAGCAUGCCGGUAUUGGCAACAAAAACAGCGGAGGCAACAGCAACAACAACUAUAUAAGCAGUCACUAUGCGCAGCAACAGCAGCACAACAAUCUAGUGGGCAAUAGCAACAACAAUCACAACAACAACUAUGAGAGUUCCCUUAGCUCACCCACGACGAUGACGGCCGCCGCCUCAACUGCAGCCGCGACACCCGAUGAUUUGCCAGCGUCUACGGCCAAGGGCCAACAAUACAGUUCGAGCAGCUCGCUUUCGAGCACAAAUGCAGCAAUGAGCGCGAGUAUGAAAAUGUCCAAAUUUUGCCAUGAAUGUGGCGCUAAAUUUCUAGUCGAACAGGCUAAGUUUUGUAUGGAUUGUGGGGUUAGGCGUAUCGUACUUUAGGCGCUUAAGGGGUAGCGAGUAGUUGAGAAUAUUUUUUUCACUAAUUGGUCAUACACAUACUUACACAUACAUACUAGUGUACAUAUGCAAGUAACCAAUUUUCAGCAAAAGGAUAGAAAAAAUGUAAAAUCUUAAAAAUCAACCAAAAUAUAUAUAAAAUCGAAUUGAGGAAGAAACACCAAAAAGUAGCUACUAAAAAAUGUGAAAUAUAUAUAUUUCUUAUUAUUAGUCGCUAAUUCCAACAAUCAUCAUGCUUUUUUAAUGCUUCUCUCAUACGCUUCUGAUAUGCAUUAGAAAGUUGAUAUGAAGCUUGUAAAUCAUUAGCGAACAACAACAAAAUGUAAUCAACACAAACACAGCGGUAAUACUAAUUUAAUAUUGACUGAAACCAAGCAAUGUUAGAGAUCACAAAUAAAGCAAAUGAAGUUUACAAAAAAAAAUGGCAAAGCAAAAAUAUUUUUAUGGAAAAAAAUUUACUAAACAUUUUAGAAAAUAUGUAGUAAAAUGCACAAUAAAAGCCAAAAUGGAGUAAUUCACAAAUAAAUACGAGUGCAUACACACAUACGUACAUAUAUUGCGGUAGUGCGCCUGUAAGUAUGCUUAGUAACAAUGGAAACCAAAUUUUGUUUAGUCUGCACUUGUACUAAUUUAAUUGUAUACAAAGAAAUUAAAAAUAAUUUAAUACGUAAAAUAAUAUACACUUCAAAAUAAAAAAAGUACAGAUAUAAUUUAAUUUUUUUGAAAAAUGUUAAACGUAUUACAUAUAUUUAUACAGUUUUUGUUUUCAUUUUAUCCCAAGCCAACAAAAAGCAACAAAUUUACAUCUAUCUACAUUUAGGAAGUUUU
This is a messenger RNA of Rhagoletis pomonella (apple maggot), 7323 nucleotides long. Its product is annotated as homeobox protein 5. The record is from RefSeq and is a predicted model, not a curated record. Lineage: Eukaryota; Metazoa; Arthropoda; Insecta; Diptera; Tephritidae. The transcript has 6 exons. Bases 493 to 6477 code for a protein of 1994 amino acids.